Mesorhabditis belari is the source of this 1116-nucleotide messenger RNA. The record is from the annotation of a GenBank genome assembly. Lineage: Eukaryota; Metazoa; Nematoda; Chromadorea; Rhabditida; Rhabditidae.
AUGCUCUUUGGGAUACCGAAGCUCGACAAAUUAAAGCUGACCACGCAUCUGCUCGAUGAUCCCGUCGAUCGACUUAACUACAAGGGAGCUGCGACGGUGAUUUUCUUUCUCGCUGCCAUGGUCUCAGCUAAACAAUUUACGGGACAACCAAUCCAAUGCUGGGCCUCGGCUGAAUUUGAAAAGAGUUGGAUCGAUUACGCGCACGACUAUUGCCUAGUACAAAGCACUUACUUUGCCGCACUCCCAAGCGAAAGAGCAAAUGUAACGGCUUUUGCAGGAGACGAAGCUGUUGGAGAAAAGGAGGUACAACAUUCAUAUUAUCAAUGGGUCCCCGUUGUUCUUGGACUUCAGGCGGUUGCCUUCUUAAUUCCCAACUGGAUUUGGACUGCGCUGGUCAAAUUUUUUGGUAUUGAAUUGGAAGGCUGCAUCCAGUCAGCGGAGAAAGCCAGAGGAGCGACAGAGCGAGAAGAACGCGCAAAACACAUUGACAACGUCGUUACGGUUUUGGCUGAAGGCGUCGGUUUGCGCGAUCGGGAUCGUUAUCGACAACGGGAUCGCUACCACAAAUUCGGAGCCGACUACCUCUCAAACGCCGUCACCACCUUGUACCUGUCAACGAAGCUUCUCUAUGUGAUCAACCUACUUGCUCAAUUGUUUGUGCUGAGCACUUUCCUUGGAUUCAAUAACGUGUUUUGGGGAUUAACGAGUGUCUAUGAGGUGUUUCUCGGAAGUGGCUGGGGAGAGACUGGCUUGUUUCCACGCGUCACAUACUGCGAUUUCGGAGUGCGCGCUUUCCACGGAUGGAGGCCAUACACAUGGUUGAAGCACGCUCCCGACUUUAAUGAAGCCUACAUGCAGCGGUUUAUUCAGGAGGCAUUGAAAUCUGAUGGUUUACUCGUUUUGCGGUUCAUAGAGUAUCAUGCUGGUCUUUCUGUUGCUCGCGAAGUUGCCACGAAAUUGUGGAUUGAAUACAUCAACCCAGGCGACGAGAACAGCACAAUGAUCAGCAUUCCACCAGUGAAAAACGGCGACGAGUUCACUCGAUGUGAUCGAAAGAAGAGCAGCAGCGAACUCUCUCGGAUCUCGGAAGGAUCCGACAUCGGAUCGCUGAAGGCG